UAUAGUUUAUGACACAAAGCAUUCAUUUCUUUCAGAAAAAUUCAUACUAAAAUUUAACCUGAUGCGAAAAUUUUUUUUUGUGAAUUGAUGCGUAGUUGUUAACAUUGAAAUCCAACAUAACAUAUCUAAAUAAAUUCAUGUGUAGAGCAAAUAAGGGUCGAGCUAUCUGACAAUUUUGUACGUUAAAAAAACUUGUUUAAAUAGUGACUACCAGCAAAAUGGCAGCGGCAGAUUCAUCCACCGACGAUAGCCUAUAUCCGAUUGCAGUUUUAAUUGAUGAAUUGAAAAACGAAGAUGUUCAGUUACGAUUAAAUUCCAUCAAAAAACUAUCAACUAUAGCCCUAGCACUUGGAGCUGAAAGAACACGUAGUGAGCUUAUGCCAUUCUUAACAGAAACAAUUUAUGAUGAAGAUGAAGUUUUAUUAGCACUUGCUGAACAACUUGGAUCAUUUACACCAUUAGUUGGGGGUCCUGACUAUGUGCAUUGUCUACUGCCGCCACUGGAAGCAUUAGCUACAGUUGAAGAAACAGUAGUACGUGAAAAAGCAGUCGAAUCUUUAAGAAUUGUUGCUAAUCAACACAGUUCGUCGUAUCUAGAAGACUAUUUCGUUCCUUUGGUUCAGCGUCUUGCAUCGGGUGAUUGGUUUACAUCAAGAACUUCAGCUUGCGGUCUUAUUAGCAUUUGCUAUCCUCGCAUUAGUCCAACAAUGAAAGCUGAGCUCAGAAAUCAUUUUCGUCAUUUAUGUCAAGAUGAUACACCGAUGGUUCGUCGAGCAGCAGCAUCUAAAUUUGGAGAGUUUGCUAAAGUUGUUGAAAUUGAAUAUCUUAAAUCAGAUUUGAUACCGAUGUUUGUUUUUCUUGCACAGGAUGAACAGGAUUCAGUACGUCUUUUGGCAGUUGAAGCAUGUGUCAGUAUCGCAUCUCUUCUUCAACAAGAAGAUGUUGAACAAUUAGUUAUGCCAACAUUCCGUCAAUGUGCAGCUGAUCAAUCAUGGCGAGUUCGUUAUAUGGUGGCUGAUAAAUUUACUGAUCUACAAAAAGCAGUUGGGCCGGAAAUAACCAAAACGGAUCUUGUUCCAGCUUUUCAAAUACUUUUAAAAGACACUGAAGCAGAAGUUAGAGCAGCUGCAGCUGAAAAAGUUCGCGAGUUCUGCCAAAAUCUUGAUCAAUUUAGUCAAGAAAAUAUUAUUAUGACCAGCAUUUUACCUUGCGUUAAAGAUCUUGUCGCAGAUCUUAAUCAACAUGUUAAAUCAGCUCUUGCUGGAGUUAUAAUGGGUCUCAGUCCGAUUUUAGGAAAACAUAAUACUAUUGAACAUUUGUUGCCAUUAUUUUUAAUGCAACUUAAAGAUGAAUGUCCCGAAGUUCGAUUAAAUAUCAUCAGCAAUUUAGAUUGUGUAAAUGAAGUUAUAGGUAUUCAACAGUUAUCUCAAUCUUUAUUGCCAGCAAUUGUAGAACUUGCUGAAGACUCAAAAUGGCGAGUGAGACUUGCUAUUAUUGAAUAUAUGCCGUUAUUAGCUGGACAAUUAGGGGUUGAAUUUUUUGAUGAAAAGUUAAAUUCUUUAUCGAUGAACUGGUUAGUGGAUCACGUAUAUGCCAUUAGAGAAGCUGCGACUUUAAAUCUCAAAAAAUUAGUAGAAAAAUUUGGUCCUGAAUGGGCACAAAAUACAAUAAUUCCUAAAGUUCUAAAUAUGUCUAGAGAUCAAAAUUAUUUGCACAGAAUGACAUGUCUAUUUUGUAUUAAUGUGCUAGCCGAAGUAUGCGGUCCAGAGAUAACAACAAAAAUUAUGCUUCCAACUGUAUUAGCAAUGGCAAAUGAUAACGUUGCAAAUGUAAGAUUUAAUGUAGCAAAAACUCUUCAACGUAUUGGGCCUUACUUAGAAUCAAAUGCUGUACAAACACAAGUGGUACCUGUUCUUGAAAAACUUAAUACAGAUCCAGAUGUUGAUGUUAAGUAUUUCGCUUCUGAAGCAAUUGCCGGAAUAGCAGCGUAGGUUAACCAAGUCUGCUGAAUGCAUUUAUACUAAUCUUAAUAAUAUAAAAAAUACAGUUACUCAAAAUACAUGUAAAGGAAACGAAAGUUUGUACGAGCGAAAUAACUGAUAAACAUACAUAUUUUGAAAAGCAAAAAAAAUCAAUAACGAUAAAAAUGAAAAAAAUAACAAUAAUGGUCUUUUUUAAAUAUAAUCGCUUGACACCAGACAUUGUUACAACAAACUAGACACAUGGCAGAGAAAAUUCAGUAAGAAAGAAACAUUAUAAUUAGUCACUUUAAAAAUUAGCAACUAAUGUUAACUCGACUUUGAAAAUUUUCUCGUAUUUGUAUACCUAUAAUAAUAUACUAUGAAAUAGUUUUAAAUAUUCAAAUGAAUUGAGAUCAUAUAUAUUCAUGUAAUACUUAUGUCACUGUCUUUAUGAUUAAAAAUAAUAAACUGAAUAAUUCAG
This is a messenger RNA of Chelonus insularis, 2442 nucleotides long. It is a transcript of the gene Pp2A-29B, whose product is annotated as Protein phosphatase PP2A regulatory subunit A. Gene Ontology annotation, molecular function: protein binding; protein phosphatase regulator activity. Lineage: Eukaryota; Metazoa; Arthropoda; Insecta; Hymenoptera; Braconidae. Gene Ontology annotation, biological process: protein dephosphorylation. Bases 219 to 1991 code for a protein of 590 amino acids. Gene Ontology annotation, cellular component: cytoplasm; protein phosphatase type 2A complex. The record is from RefSeq and is a predicted model, not a curated record. The transcript has 8 exons.